This is a messenger RNA of Lagenorhynchus albirostris (white-beaked dolphin), 3687 nucleotides long. RefSeq names its product structural maintenance of chromosomes 1B (gene SMC1B). Gene Ontology annotation, molecular function: ATP binding; protein binding; DNA binding. NCBI's taxonomy places the organism in Eukaryota, Metazoa, Chordata, Mammalia, Artiodactyla, Delphinidae. Gene Ontology annotation, cellular component: chromosome; cohesin complex; nucleus. Bases 1 to 3477 code for a protein of 1158 amino acids. The transcript has 23 exons. The record is from RefSeq and is a predicted model, not a curated record. Gene Ontology annotation, biological process: sister chromatid cohesion.
AUGGGUCGUUUGGAGGUGCUGCUUGUGGAGAACUUUAAGUCGUGGCGGGGCCGCCAGGUCAUAGGCCCCUUCAGGAGGUUCACCUGCAUCAUUGGCCCCAACGGCUCCGGAAAAUCUAAUGUAAUGGAUGCACUUAGUUUUGUAAUGGGAGAAAAAAUAGCUAAUUUAAGAGUGAAAACUAUUCAAGAACUUAUUCAUGGAGCACAUAUUGGAAAGCCUGUUUCUUCUUCUGCAAGUGUAAAAAUUGUAUACGUGGAAGAAAGUGGAGAAGAGAAAACAUUUGCAAGGACUAUCCGAGGGGGAUGCUCAGAAUAUUGUUUUAAUGAUAGUCCUGUGAGUCGUUCUGCUUAUAUCACAGAGUUAGAAAAGAUAGGCAUAAUAGUCAAAGCACGGAACUGUCUAGUUUUUCAGGGAACUGUGGAGUCAAUUUCACUGAAAAAACCCAAAGAAAGAACGCAGUUUUUUGAGGAAAUCAGCACUUCAGGAGAGCUUAUAGGAGAAUAUGAGGAAAAGAAAAGAAAGUUACAGAAAGCCGAAGAAGAUGCACAGUUUAAUUUUAAUAAGAAAAAAAAUGUAGCUGCAGAGCGUAAACAUGCAAAAUUAGAGAAGGAAGAGGCAGAACGUUACCAGAGUCUCCUUGAAGAACUGAAAAAAAGCAAGAUACAACUGCAGCUUUUCCAACUGUAUCACAAUGAGAAAAAAAUUUCUUUUCUAAACAGUGAGUUAGAGCGUGUGAAUAAGGAUUUGAGUGUCACAAAAGAGUCUCUUUCUAGUCAUGAAAACACAGUUAAAGCCAAGAAGAAGGAACAUGGAAUGUUAAGCAGACAACUGCAACAAACAGAAAAAGAAUUAAAAUCUCUUGAAGCACUUUUAAAUCAGAAGAGGCCUCAAUACAUUAAAGCUAAAGAAAACACUUCUCACCACCUCAAGAAGUUAGAUGUGGCUAAGAAAUCAAUAAAGGACAGUGAAAAACAAUGUUCUAAACAGGAAGAUGACAUAAAGGCCUUAGAGACAGAGCUGGUUGAUUUAGAUGGUGCAUGGAGAAGUUUUGAAAAGCAGAUUGAGGAAGAAAUUUUACGUAAAGGGCGAGACAUUGAACUAGAAGCCAGUCAGCUGGAUCAAUACAAAGAACUUAAGGAACAAGUAAGAAAGAAAGUGGCUAUAAUGACCCAACAAUUGGAAAAGCUGCAGUGGGAACAAAAGGCUGAUGAAGAAAGACUGGCAUUUGAAAAGAGGAGGCAUGGGGAAGCUCAGGGAAAUCUAAAACAAAUAAAAGAACAAAUAGAAGAUCAUAAAAAGCGAAUAGAGAAGUUGGAGGAGUAUAUAAAAACAUGCAUGAAUUUCUUGAAAGAGAAAAAACAGCAAGAGGAAACCCUAGUGGAUGAAAUUGAAAAGACAAAAUCAAGAAUGUCUGAAGUUAAUGAAGAGCUGAAUCUUAUUAGAAGUGAACUGCAGAAUGCUGGAAUUGAUAACCAUGAGGGAAAACGUCAGCAAAAGAGAGCAGAGGUUCUGGAACACCUUAAAAGACUUCACCCAGAUUCUGUGUUUGGAAGACUGCUUGACCUGUGUCAUCCUAUACAUAAGAAAUACCAGCUGGCUGUUACUAAACUUCUUGGUCGGUACAUGUUUGCCAUUGUUGUAGCCUCUGAAAAGGUAGCAAAAGAUUGUAUUCGAUUUCUGAAGGAGGAAAGAGCUGAACCUGAGACAUUCCUUGCUUUAGAUUACCUUGAUAUCAAACCAAUCAAUGAAAGAUUACGGGAGAUUAAAGGCUGUAAAAUGGCGAUUGAUGUCAUAAAGACUCAGUUUCCUCAGCUGAAGAAAGUAAUUCAGUUUGUGUGUGGAAAUGGCCUUGUCUGUGAGACUGUGGAAGAAGCAAGGCAUAUUGCCUUCAAUGGACCUGAAAGACGGAAAACAGUAGCUCUUGAUGGAACGUUAUUUUUAAAAUCUGGAGUCAUCUCUGGAGGGUCAAGUGACUUAAAAUACAAGGCUAGAUGCUGGGAUGAGAAAGAAUUAAAGAAUUUAAGAGACAGGAGAACUCAGCUAAUCCAAGAAUUAAAGGAUUUAAUGAAGACACUUCGCAAGGAAGCAGAUUUGAAACAAAUACAGACUCUAGUACAAGGAACUCAUACACGACUCAAAUAUUCGCAAAGUGAACUAGAAAUAAUUAAAAAGAAGCACCUUGCUGCUUUUUACCAGGAACAAUCUCAGCUACAAAGUGAACUGCUAAAUAUUGAGUCUCAAUGUACUAUGUUGAGUGAAGGAAUCAAACAACGGCAACGAAGAAUUGAGGAAUUUGAAGGAAAGAUACAUAAGGUUGAAGAUGAUAUUUUUCAACACUUCUGUGAAGAAAUUGGUGUAGAAAACAUUCGUGAAUAUGAGAACAGACAUGUUAAACAGCAACAAGAAAUUGAUCAAAAAAGAUUAGAAUUUGAGAAACAAAAUACUCGGCUUAAUGUUCAACUUGAAUAUAGUCGCAAUCAGCUGAAGAAAAAACUGAAUAAGAUUAACACAUUAAAAGAAACUAUCCAGAAAGGUAGAGAAGACAUCGAUAACCUAAAGAAGGCUGAAGAAAAUUGUCUGAAAAUUGUGGAUGAACUCAUGGAGAAACGGCAGCAACUUAAGGACACAGUUGUCACUCAGAUUACCAACACUGAGAAAGUCCAAGCUCAAAUUGAAGAGGAACGGAAGAAGUUUUUGGCAGUUGAUAGGGAAGUGGGAAAAUGGCAAAAAAAAGUUGUAAUCCUUCAAACUUCUCUGGAACAGAAGCGGUUAGAGAAACAUAACAUGUUGCUUGAUUGCAAAGUUCAAGACAUUGAAAUAAUUCUUUUGUUGGGGUCACUGGAUGACAUCAUUGAAGUGGAGUUGGGACCUGAAGCAGAAAGUACCCAGGCAACAAUGGAUAUAUAUGAAAAAGAAGCCGCCAUUGAGAUAGACUACAGCUCUCUAAGAGAGGAUUUGAAGGCUCUACAAUCUGAUAAAGAAAUUGAGGCCCACCUUGGACUCCUACGGCAACAAGUAGCAUCCCAGGAAGAUGUCCUGCUGAGGACAGCAGCCCCAAACCUCAGAGCCCCGGAGAACCUAAAGACUGUCAGAGACAAGUUUCAGGAGUACACAGACGCUUUUGAGGCCAGCAGAAAGGAAGCCAGAAUACGUAGGCAAGAGUUUGAACAGGUGAAAAAAAGGAGAUACAAUCUUUUCAGCCAAUGUUUUGAGCACGUCUCAGUCGCAAUUGAUCAGAUCUACAAGAAGCUCUGCAGAAACAACAGUGCCCAAGUAUCGAGUUAUAUCAAAGAGCAGACUCAGGACCAGUUUCAGAUGAUAAUCAUUUCCCUAAAAGAGGAGUUAUAUUGCAAAGCUGAUGCACUGAUAGGCAUCUAUCCAGAGCAUGAUGACUGCAUGUUCAGCCGAGUUUUGACCCUAGAUCUGUCUCAGUAUCCAGAUACUGAAGACAAGAGAAAGCAGCAGGAGGCCCGUUAGGACGCAGAAUGCCCCUGUGCUGUAAGAGCAGAGUCACGCAGCGCCCAGGCUAGUCACUGUUCUCACUCUGCCGUUCAACCCCACAGCACUCUUGAGUGACAGACUUCUGGAGCAAAAGCUAGACAGCCUGUGUGUCACUUAUGAAAAAGCUUAAUUGCUACCAGGCAAAGAUGCUGUAGCUCACUUCCAUUAAGGAGUGCCCAGGCCCCA